This is a messenger RNA of Leucoraja erinaceus (little skate), 1476 nucleotides long. RefSeq names its product very low-density lipoprotein receptor-like. The transcript is spliced from 7 exons. NCBI's taxonomy places the organism in Eukaryota, Metazoa, Chordata, Chondrichthyes, Rajiformes, Rajidae. The coding region runs from base 1 to 1134 and encodes 377 amino acids. The record is from RefSeq and is a predicted model, not a curated record. Gene Ontology annotation, molecular function: calcium ion binding; protein binding.
AUGCAAAUGUUCAGAAGCUAUUCUAGAUUAUUUGAUUUAAAGGCAUCAAGUAGAAGUGCUAGUUAUAAUCAAUCAAAUGGUUUAUAUUUUAAUGGUUCUUUUUCAGGAGACCUGGUUUGUCAUCCGGAUGAGUUUACUUGCUCCAGUGGGAGAUGCGUUUCAAAAACAUUUGUCUGCAAUGGUGCUGAUGAAUGUGGUGAUGGAAGUGAUGAAGGUGGCUGUGUUGCACAUUCUUGUACCUCACAUGAGUUUUUGUGCAAUAGUUCAGAAUGUAUCCCCCUGAACUGGAUGUGUGAUGCACAUGCUGAUUGUGCUGACCGAUCGGAUGAAUCUCCAGUCAACUGUGGCCAUGUUCUCACAUCAGUUGUGACGUGUCCCCCCAAUGAGUUCCCCUGUGGUUCUGGUGAAUGCACUUAUCAUCUCUGGGUCUGUGAUGGUGAUAAUGACUGCGAAGAUGGAAGUGAUGAAGCCAAUUGUUCACUUCCGAACUGUAAACCUGAUUAUUUCAAAUGUGGUGGCAGUUGUAUUCCUGAAAGCAAGAAAUGUGACGGUUUUAAGGAUUGCACCGAUGGUAGUGAUGAAUUUGACUGCAAGAACUGCACUGGGCCUUUUGAUUUCCGAUGCCGAAGUGGAGAAUGCAUAAAUGUCACCAAAUUGUGUAACCAGAUACAAGAUUGCAAGGACAGGAGUGACGAACCUCUUGAAAAAUGCAACUUAAAUGAAUGCUUGGUGGGCAAUGGUGGCUGUUCUUACAUCUGCAGAGAUCUUCCCAUUGGUUAUGAAUGUGAAUGUCCAGCUGGCUUUGAACUGGUUGAUGGAAAAUCCUGUGCAGAUAUUGAUGAAUGUCAGAAUCUAGAGACUUGCGAUCAAAUCUGCUUUAACUUGAAGGGCAGCUUUAAAUGCGAUUGCCAUGAAGGAUAUCACCUGGAUCUACUCAGUGGGGUUUGCAAAGCUCUAGGUGAUGAGCCGAGUGUGAUGUUUGUAAAUUGCCAUGAUAUCAGGAAAAUCGGAUUGCAUCACUUGGAAUACACUCGGGUGGUUGACCAGUUGAGAAAUGCUUUAGCACUUGAUGUUGACAUUGGAACUGGGAAAAUCUUCUGGGCUGACUUGGUACAUCAGGCAAUAUUCAGGUAAGACUUCGGUGGGUGGGGGGGAGAGAGUAAAUAUCACUUGGUUUAAACAGCAAUCUAAUUUUAUUACUUUGUAGUUCCAGUCGUGUAGUAUAAGUGUAGGCAGUCCUCCUGAUGCGUGAACAUGCCUGGGUGUGGUGAAGCUGGACAAGACUUUUGGAACAGCACAAUUCUAAACAUUUGCUACCUUUCAUAAAACUUUUGUAAAAUAUUGCAAAUAUGUAAACGAGAACCUACAAAACUAGGAUUAUAUAAAUGUGCCUAUUAUUAGCCCAGGCUCUGUGGAUACAACUCUACCUGGUGGUAGCUCUCGAUCUGUACAUCAUUGGAUCCUUUGCAAACUGCC